CCCCUCCUCCUCCUCCUAGUCUGAAUGGGACAAGAGGGGCUGUGCCUUUGAUUCAGGAGACAGUCCCCCCAGAAGCUGUUGGCUGGGCAGUCGGGUUUACUUGCUGUGACUUUAGCUGCUGCAGAGGAGCUGUCCGGACAAACCCAACAGGGCUUCCUUCUCAGUGGCAGCAAUUUCUGUAUCAAUGGAUAAAUCUCUCUGGGUUGCCUUUUGUGUGGCUGCAGCGCUGUUUUUGCUUGAUGAACUUAACCAAGCAGAUGCUACAGAGACCGGGGAUUCUAGCAAGGACGCGGACUCUGCUGGAGGUGGCAGAAAGGACUUGCCGAUGCUGUACGUCACAACCAUCUUGGAAGACCCCUAUGUGAUGGCCAGGGGGACUGAACUGGAGGGCUACUGCAUUGAGCUUCUGGAGAAACUGUCUGAAAUGCUGCACUUCAGGUACAAGGUGAGCGUUGUGAAGGAUGGGAAAUACGGUACGUUGAGCAGCAACGGGAAUUGGACUGGGAUGAUCGGCGAGAUCGUGAGGAAGGAGGCAGAUCUGGCUGUGGCUCCAUUAACCAUCACUUCACCAAGAGAAGAUGUCGUCGACUUCACCCAGCCAUUCCUGCACACGGGCAUCGGCAUCCUUCUCGAGAGAGAUACGGCUUUGGAAGAUGCGUCUCUUUUCCACUUCCUGGCCCCCUUCAGCAAGGAGAUGUGGGCUGGCGUCAUAGCUGCCUAUGUGGUCUCCUCCCUUUGCUUGUUUCUAGCUGCCAGAGUGAGUCCUUGUGAAUGGGAUGGAAAUGAGGACACUCCUUUUACCUUUCUGAACAGCCUGUGGUUUGGGGCUGGAGCAAUUGCUUUACAAGGUGCGGUGCCUCCUCCAAAGUCCGUCUCCGUGCGGAUCAUCUCUGCCAUCUGGUGGCUGUUCAGCAUCGUGCUGGUGGCCGCCUACAUUGCUGGCUUCAGUUUUGUUUUGGACUCAGACGCCGAUCAGCUCUCCAUCCAGUCCUUUGAAGAUCUGGUGAAGCAGCGGCACCUGGAGUUCGGGACCAUGGCCGGCUCUUCCACGCUCCUCUACUUCAAGAACUCCAAGAAUCCAAUCCAGCAGAUGGUCUACGAGUCCAUGAACAGGAAGAAGGACACUGCGUUUGCCCAGAACUAUCAAGAGGCAAUUCAGCGUGUGCUGGAUUCAGAUUACGCUUUCAUCGGCGAAACCGUCUCUCAGGAUUUGGCUGUCGCUCGGCACUGCAACUUGAUCCGGACUCCAGAGGUCCUUGGGGCUAGGGGCUUUGGCAUUGCCACACCACAAGGGUCUCCCUGGACUAACAAACUUUCGGUGGCCAUUCUGAAACUUGGAGAAGCCGGUGAUCUCGACUACCUUCGGAGCAAGUGGUGGGAGAGCAGCUGCGGCCACGAAGACCAUGACAAGUGGAGCCCACUGAAACCCCAAGCCCUCGGUGGAAUCUUUCUCAUCCUCGCCCUUGGCCUUGCGAUAGGGAUGAUUGUUGCAAUGGUUGAGCUAUCCAAAAAAAGCCGGCACACAGCUGACCAGGAGAAGAAAUCCUGCUGCUCUGUGUUCACUGAGGAGCUGAGCCAACGAUUCCGACCCAGAGAAAUUAAGAAGCAAGAAACCGCAGGGAAAUCCAAACCGUGAGACGACGUGGUGCAAAUAGAAAGCCAAGCGAUAAUGAACUUUCUUCUUUUGACCCUACUGUAUAUUAAAUAGCAGAAUAUACAGCUCCUUCUAACUGUAGGGUAUUGGCUGGAUGAACACACACACACAAAAACCCCUAGAAUAGCUUCCUUUAUAAUAACACAAACCUAUGAGGAACACUCUGUGUAAUUUUAUGUAUGAAUGAAGGGGUCGGGGGACUGGGUUUUGCCGGGGUUCGUUUCUAACAUUUCUAGUUCUCGAGCAUGCUUGGGCGCAUAUUACCCUUCCCGCAACCUUGGGAAGAUGCGCAGCAACAACGGCAGGCAUUGGAGGGUCCAAUCAAAGCUAUGCAAACUGUCCCGUAAUGCAGCUGACUUAGAGAACAGCCAAGGCUGUGCGAACGAGAGAGUGCAGUCUUCAGGUGCGUAGUGCAGAAUUUAGCUUCUGGAUCAUCUCUUUUAAAGAGCGUUGCUUCUAGCUGUCUGAGCUGUGAUGAGUGAUUAGUUGCGCAGGUAAGGGUAGGUGUGAAUUCUCGGAGGGAUUGCUAGAUCCCGUUUCUGUUGCAGAUGGCUGUCUUGUCAUUGUACAGUUGUAGCGGCUGCUCCUUGCCCUCCCAUGUCAUUUUAAAAAAUACUUUUAGGUGAAGUGGAAAACUUGCUCUACGUUUAGAAUUUACACAGGUCGAAGAAUGUCACACACGGAGGUCCAGAAUAAUUUCUUUUCCAGAAUAUGCAGCCCUGAAAAACUGCCACUUUGGCUGCUAUUGACAAGUCGAGCUGAGGGUAUUUAACCAAAUGCUUGCUGAGAUAUAAGUGAAACAAAGAUUACUUGCUGGCUAUAACAACAACGUGCGUGUCCAUACCAACUAGGACAUCUUUCCUAGAAGGCCUCAGCCAAACGCGAGUUCAGUGAUGGCUUAAACUCUGGCAUGAUUCACAAGGCCUGGCUUUUGUUCUUCCGUUGUUUCGCAAGUCCAUUUUCUCAGCAAGCUUAAAUGUUACAAAUGGAAAAUGCUUCCCUCCUCCAAGCCAGGACUAAACAGUAAGAAACUGGUUUGCCACAAGCGUGUGGAAAACAAUUUGUUUCCAAGCUCCAGUCAAAGAAAGCAGGGCGCUUGUAAACCUGAGGGUCCCUCCGGGCUCAGUCGCGAGGUUUGAUGUUGCAUCUGAAACACAUCACUAUGCCAGAUUGUGACCUGAAGGUGCGGCAGCUCGGUAUGAUACAGAACUGGAGUUUGUGCAUCAGCAAUGUGGAUUGGGGGGGGGGGGCAGGAGUGGAAUCAUGUGGCUUAUUUGUUUUGGGUGAAAAGGCAGACAAGGCAACGAAGCAGCGUAUUAAGGUAAAAGCAGAAGGGAGAGGUUUUGUACAUGCUCUUUAUCCCCUGUAAAGAUAUCAGAAAUCCUUUCAACCGGGCAGUAAGGAAUUUUUUUUUAAAAAAAGAACCCAGCUUUGCUUUAUAAACAAAGAAAUAGAGGCAUUUUUGCGUGUAUCACAAAACAUGACUAAAUAAUAAAAGGAGUUGUGGCCAAA
Messenger RNA from Sphaerodactylus townsendi, 3166 nucleotides. Its product is annotated as probable glutamate receptor. Gene Ontology annotation, molecular function: transmitter-gated monoatomic ion channel activity involved in regulation of postsynaptic membrane potential; AMPA glutamate receptor activity. Gene Ontology annotation, cellular component: postsynaptic membrane; AMPA glutamate receptor complex; dendritic spine. Gene Ontology annotation, biological process: modulation of chemical synaptic transmission; monoatomic ion transport; synaptic transmission, glutamatergic. NCBI's taxonomy places the organism in Eukaryota, Metazoa, Chordata, Lepidosauria, Squamata, Sphaerodactylidae. The record is from RefSeq and is a predicted model, not a curated record. The transcript is spliced from 11 exons. The coding region runs from base 185 to 1636 and encodes 483 amino acids.